This is a messenger RNA of Eremomyces bilateralis CBS 781.70, 1255 nucleotides long. RefSeq lists its product as uncharacterized. The transcript has a single exon. Gene Ontology annotation, cellular component: nucleus. Bases 54 to 1004 code for a protein of 316 amino acids. The record is from RefSeq and is a predicted model, not a curated record. NCBI's taxonomy places the organism in Eukaryota, Fungi, Ascomycota, Dothideomycetes, Eremomycetales, Eremomycetaceae.
UACUUUGCUGUGGCCAAGACUCCGACAUCCUCAUCCUCUAACUUGAACAAACCAUGGCCGCCACAGCAUUGCUACCCAGCAAGCGACCGCAGCUGGAGGCCAACACCAUCCGAUCAAAGUCCUCAUGUCGCUUCUCCCCCGCUGGAACACACACUGUCAAUCUCAUAAUCAAUACUAUUCCCGGCUGUGGCCUUCCCCCCACCGUCCAACUCCCCGUCCGCUCCGCCGCCCGCAUCAGCGAUGUUUACUUUCAAAUCCUCAGCCUCCUCCCCGCCCAACUAGUUGACACCCACCGAGUCAACGUAAACCUCCUCACAUUACGGGCUCUUACACCUCAUGAUGACGAGCCCAUCUCAACCCUCCUCUCCAACGCUCACGAUGACCUCCUCACCCUCAACCUCACCCUCCCGCUUCCCGGUGGCAAAGGCGGCUUCGGCUCGCAACUUCGCGCCGCGGGCGGGCGCAUGUCCUCGCGCAAGAAGCGCAACCAAGGCGACCCGAAUGCCUCCAGCCGCAACCUAGACGGGCGGCGCCUACGGACAAUCACUGAGGCGAAGGCACUCGCGGAAUAUCUGGUGGUCCGACCGGAGAUGGAUAAAAAGGAGAAAGAGGAGCGGCGGAAACGGUGGGAGGAGAUCGUGGAGGCGACGGAGCGGAAGGCGGAGGAGAUGCGGAGUGGGAAGGGGAGAGUGGAUGGGAAGUGGGUGGAGAUGAAGGAUGAGAGCAUUGAGAAGAUGAGGCUGGCGAUUUUGGAGCGGGCGGCUAAGGAGAGGGAGGCGCAGGAAGAGGAGAUGGAGGGUGCGCCGAUGGAGGUGACACCGCGUGAAGAACCGGAAAGCUCGAAAUCAGGGAAAGCCCGGGAUGCGGUGCGGGUUUAUGGAUGGGAUGAGGAUGAUGAGUUCAUGUCGGACUCUUCGGAGGAGGGCUCGGAACCGAGUGAGGACACGGAGAUCUCGGAGGGUGAUGGGGCUGGGUCUUCGAAGGGCAAAUCGAAAGUCGUUUGACGUGCAUGGAUCUGUUUUCGACAGUAUUUUAACAGCGUUUGGGUAUACCAACUGGGCAGGCGUUGGAGCAGAAUAUAUUGCUCAUUUGCUUCAGGGGCGGUUUUAUGUCAAUCACGUAGCGAGCAAUUCUCAUAGCAUAUUCAAAAGUAUGCUAUUUAUCCGUUCAUUUGGAAAUUGGUCUAUACUUGGAUUUAAAGCAAUUAUUAAAGGUAAUAUUUACUUCUGUCUCGGUACAACAAUGUCUUCUUGCC